AUGUCCUCCUGGAUACACAAAAACAAGACGACGCCAUCAACCAUUUGGCGACAGCAGCUCCUCGAUGACAUGAAGGCCCUUUGCGAAUCAAGUGCUGCGAUGAUCGACAAGCUGGAAGAGAAAGUGCAGUACCUGGAGAGUAAAGUUAUGUACUUGAAAACGAGCUGUGAGAAGCAGCACAAAAAGAAACAACCUGAAGACGAGAAGAUGGAACAUGACGUCGCUCAGGGGUCCUGGGGAAAGGAGACCAUGCGAGCCGAUGGCAAAGUCCGGGACAUCUCCUACGUAGAAUUCUGCAUCUCUAUUGACUGGCUGGUCUGGGUCGUACAUAACAGAGCGGCCGACGCGCACGUGCUUGAUUCGGCCGCGGAAGUCGUGGACGCCAUCAACCACAUUGUGACCGAUUUGAACAAGCAUGACCAAACCAAUGCCGAGAAAAUAUUGAGAAGGCAUAUCCGUACAACAUGCAAAAGGCUUAUUUUUGAGUGUGGAGAGUUUGCUGCAAAGAGGUCAUUUCCCGAGUAUUUGAACACCGCAGCAUCUGAUCUUGCAGCUACCGUCGCGAAUCUUCUCCAGGUCGUCAAAAUCAAGCCCUCAACGCCUGAAGAACUCAGCAAUUUUUAUGAGUCGCACAUGUCUGCUGAGGAUGGCAAGGCCCCGCAGCAACUUACAUUACGGCACAUGGUUCGCCAAGAGCUUUACUGCUCCGAAUCAUCACAGUCAGAUUAG
Metarhizium robertsii ARSEF 23 is the source of this 729-nucleotide messenger RNA. RefSeq lists its product as uncharacterized. Bases 1 to 729 code for a protein of 242 amino acids. The transcript has a single exon. NCBI's taxonomy places the organism in Eukaryota, Fungi, Ascomycota, Sordariomycetes, Hypocreales, Clavicipitaceae. The record is from RefSeq and is a predicted model, not a curated record.